AUGUCCCGCAACUACAAAAUGGACACUGCCAUGGGCUCCAUAAAGAGCAACAUGAUCUUUGAUUCCACUCCAUCCCUGCCAAAGGAAGUCCUGCUGGAGACCACCCUCAAAGCCUUUGGGUAUAACGAUAUGUUAGAGGUCAGUAUUGAAGGUAAUGGAUAUGAACCGAGCCUUGAGGCCCUUUUUGGAGAGCAAGGUUUCUUCCCGGACUCUGUCUCCAAGGCCAUGUACUGGGCUGGUCUCAAGAUGCCAGACUCGGUCCAACAGGUGCUGGAGAACUGGAUUGCUCCCUUGAGGAGUGAGAGAAGGAAAAUACAGGACCUUGUAAGAGACAUUGGACAGAACUUCCAAAAGCUUGUCAGCGAACUACACUCUCAAGACUCCGCUGCCAUGGCCUACCUAAGGAUUCUUGGAGAUGAAGUUGGAUACAUCAAGUCCAGUGAGAUGGAGCACAUGGCCCCGACCCUAGCUAUGUACUCUGACUCCCUUUGUUUCUUUAUUUUUGCACAGGCCAUGCAGUCUCUAAUGUCCAGCACUAACAAUGAGCUUUAUGCCCACUAUAUCUUCCUGGAUGAGAGCUUUUUCCUGCCCUCUGCGUCUGGUUUACCCCUGAAAUUCUCCUUGUCUGGUGUCUUUGCCCCUGGAGCUAAGGGAGGUCUGAACUUUUCCCCUGUCAUGCAGCAGUUGUCUUUCAUGCAAUCUAUUGGUGUAGAGUUUAUUACACAACUGGGUAUCGACAUUUCUGAGUUUGUGGUGGCUGGCAUCGAGAUGCACACCAACAUGUACCAUGAGAGUUCCCUGAACGCCAAAGUCACCAUUAGCAGGAAUGUUAUCAAACUCUCCAUCCCUGCACCCAAGGGAACUACUCAGCUAUUCAGUGUCAGGUGGGAAUUACUCUAA
Coregonus clupeaformis (lake whitefish) is the source of this 900-nucleotide messenger RNA. Its product is annotated as apolipoprotein B-100-like. The transcript has 5 exons. The record is from RefSeq and is a predicted model, not a curated record. NCBI's taxonomy places the organism in Eukaryota, Metazoa, Chordata, Actinopteri, Salmoniformes, Salmonidae. Gene Ontology annotation, molecular function: low-density lipoprotein particle receptor binding; cholesterol transfer activity. Gene Ontology annotation, biological process: triglyceride mobilization; cholesterol transport; lipoprotein transport. Gene Ontology annotation, cellular component: very-low-density lipoprotein particle; low-density lipoprotein particle; mature chylomicron. Bases 1 to 900 code for a protein of 299 amino acids.